GAAAGUGAAAGAAAGUGAGACGAAAAGGAGAACAGAGACGGUGAGAGUAGCCUUACACCCGGGGUAACCAGGCAGAGGGGGCACCGCGCAGUGACAAAGGACACCAGCUGUACCCGCACCCAGGACGCCCGCCAGCAUGAUGCCAUCCACAAUCUACAAGCUAAGCUUUAUUCUUUUUGUACACGCCAUUGUUCUUCUGGCCGUGAACCCUACAUCCAAAUCGCAGUCCAUGUCCUGCUGGCUGGUGGAAGAUGUCCCUGCCACCGAGUCUACACCGCGCGUGAUCCGACAGACACCAGUAUUGGUGCAGUUCACGGACGCCUCUGGACUGACCCAUAGUUCUCCAGUAACCUCUGAACCUGGCACCUUGCUCUUCUAUGUUUUUGAUCCAUCAGGGAAUCUUUCUCCUGAGUUUACCUCCUGUGAGAUAACUCAUCAUUUGCCUCAAGAGAUGUUUUUGAACUGGACGCGCUCCCUCACAGAGGAGCAAGUCAGUCCGCCCGCCCUUGGCAGGACCUGGUACACCUUGGCGGCCAAGAAUCGUUUGGAUGGAAGGGCGGUGAGCCUCGUGCUGGGGCCCCUGGGUGACAAAAAAGAUCAUUUUGCAGUCUCUCUAGCUGUGUAUUCUGCCUCCAUGGUCCAACAUGCCCAGUUGGGUAAGCCGCUGUCUCUAUCUUGUGGCAUGUGGCGGGGACAUCAGCAGCGAUUCGCUGUAGAGUGGCGCCAUCGUGCUCUGGGGGCUGGAAGCCUCCUGUACACGUAUGAUGGAUGGAAGGACAAGGUCGAGGAGCACGUCCAAAAUUGUCACCUGAACUUUUUGGCCUUACACAACGAAGGGGACGCUUCCCUGCUGUUUGACAAUGUAGACAUUUCACUCCAAGGCACCUUGUUAUGUACAGUCUAUCUGCCCUACCUGAGGGCUCAACGAGAAAUCCAGCUGGUGGUCACAGCUAAACCGCAGGUCACUAUGAAGCCGGCACCGCUCUUCGCUCAUCCUGGUGAGGAGGUGACACUCACUUGUGACAUUUCUCACUUUCACCCUCUGGAAAUCUCUGUGGACUUCUUAGUUCAGCGUUCAGGGGAAUCACAUCCCACCCUGCUUACUGGAAGCUCCUUGUCUCAUCACACCCACAGCCAUGAUGGCACCUAUAGUAUCACCGCAUUCCAGCGCCUUGUUGCCAGCAGCGACCUCCAUGGUGCCCGCUACUUUUGCAAAGUGAACCAUAUUAGUGCUGCAAAGGGGAUCUCAACCUCCCAGACCCUCAAAAUUGCAGGGGUAUCGGGGACGUCUGUGGAGGACAUCAUGUAUCUCUUUCUGACUGCGCUGGUUCUCUAUGGGAUUCUAAGUUUCCUGCGCAGGAAAGCGGUGUCAUUCUUUGGGAGUCAGGAGGAGCUGAAGGCUCAGAAGAAUAAAUCGGAAUAGAGAAAGAUGGAAGAACGUCGUCGUUUAAAGUUAGAGUGACAAGUCGUCUACUGAUCCAUGUCUGCUCAACCCAAAAAAUGCUAAUUGACUAUGACGCAUCCCUAGACCAACGCUUUUAAUUGCACUAUUUUGUAAUUGUUCGCAGCAGCUUGUGUACGUACAGUAAGUGUCGGAUCCCAUAAAACCAGUACGACCUGCUGGAUAUAUUUAGCAUCUUCUUUUAGGAGGAGAUUGAUCAAACUGGUGUAAGGUAGAACUGGCAUAGUUGCCCAUAGCUGCCAAUCAGAUUCCACCUUUCAAUUUCCAAAUGAGCUCUGAAAAAUGAAAGGUGGAAUCUGAUUGGUUGCUAUGGG
Molecule: messenger RNA, 1776 nt
Organism: Bufo bufo (common toad)
Lineage: Eukaryota; Metazoa; Chordata; Amphibia; Anura; Bufonidae
Gene: TAPBP
Product: TAP binding protein
Exons: 8
Coding region: 137-1423 (428 amino acids)
Biological process (GO): antigen processing and presentation of endogenous peptide antigen via MHC class I
Cellular component (GO): membrane
Source: RefSeq, a predicted model, not a curated record